Molecule: messenger RNA, 2615 nt
Organism: Branchiostoma floridae (Florida lancelet)
Lineage: Eukaryota; Metazoa; Chordata; Leptocardii; Amphioxiformes; Branchiostomatidae
Product: melatonin-related receptor-like
Exons: 2
Coding region: 1416-2453 (345 amino acids)
Biological process (GO): G protein-coupled receptor signaling pathway
Cellular component (GO): membrane
Molecular function (GO): G protein-coupled receptor activity
Source: RefSeq, a predicted model, not a curated record
UUUGCAUGUUGCCUCGGUUGAAAGCAAUUGAGCCUAUGGUAGCGCAACUUUAUCCCUGUGGAUUUAUUUCUGAUCAAGUAGUACUAGUAUUAAGGAAAAUUAUAUUGUAUUUUCUUGUCAUUUUUGUACUGAUAUUUUGGGUGGCUUUAAUCUUGCGUGAUUUGAUAGCAGGUGCAAAUAUCAUUUUCAGGAUGUCAAAACAAACUAUCGAUAUCAUAAAAACGCUCAUCGGAUCCUUUGUCUUUGAUUUGCACUUAGUGUAGGUGUGGUCGAUUUAACGGGAUUCUCUGUACGUUGUGUGUACGUGGCCCCGCAAGGUAAUCUAAUAGCAAUCCUCUUGCUUUGAUAGCCAUAUGGAUCAAAUAUGGAUCAAUAAGUUGGCCAGCUCAAACCCCAACAGCAGUUAAACUUUCAAAACAAAACCUAACCUUUGACCUUUAUUCCUACUAUAUCCAUCCGCGCUGUGUGAACACCCAACCACACAACUCAGCUCAGUCCUUACGCCCCAAAAAUGCAAACUGAACAAAUUUUCACCCGACUGGGAAAGCUCACACUCUACCUGUUUCUUCUACCAUAAAAAGCCUCUAAUCUGGACCAAAAUGUUAUAGGAAAGACAGAUCUUCAAGUCGGCACUAUAGUCGUUGAGUGUAGUAACUAAACUUUGACGACUUUGACGUCUGCCAUCUUCGCUUUGUAAUUAGUACAUUUGUAGGUCGUGAGUUUGACCCCGACAGAGACAUGUAUAUGUUUGGGGAUAAAAACUAAUCCUAAGGCUAUUAGCCCUACAUUGUACUUACUCUGCAGUUAUUGACGAUCUUCUUAUAAUGCAUUCUUACAGCUGUGCUACUUGGCCGAGCUCUUUCGGUGGGAACACAAACUGACACUGAUGUCUACUCACUCUGCAACACAACCUGGACCAACACUACCCGUACCAAGGAUAAUGUGUCUUUCAAUAGCACAAACUUCUUUAACAACUCAAGUUUUCUCAGAGACACGACAUUCUUUGGAGAAACGUGGUUCUCCAACGACACAAUUUUCUUCAAUGACACACCACCAGGUACGUCUCAAGUUAUUUAGAGAAUUCCACCAAUAGAUUAUGUUUGCACCGUAUGAGAUCUCUACACUGCCGAACAGAUGAGUAGAGUGAACGCUGUGUAUUUAUAGAUGUCAAGGAACCUCUUUGGAGAUAUCUAGUGAAGUUGACGGACGGUGCAAUAAAUUGAAAUAUUGCAUUUUGAAAUCACCGCACGUCGACUUGAUAUCGCUAGACACCCUUUUCGUACAAAUUUAGGUUACCCCUCGGAUAAAUUAAGGUAAACUAGCGCUAUGUUUGCUUUUGAUUUUUUUAGAUAUCUGUUAUCAUUCACCUGGCAGGAAAGUGUUGAACUUUUUCAGGACUGAAGUCACCUCUGGACAUGGUCUAUGAGUUCCAAUGGGAAGACGGCCUGUUGGUUGGACUGCUGGGCAUCUCUAGCAUGGUCGGGACCAUUGGCAACGCUGCUGUCAUCCUGGCCUUCUGCCUGUUCAAGAAGGUUCGCUCCACUAACAACGCCUUCAUCCUGAACACCAGCAUCUGGGACCUGGUAACGUCUGCCGUCAUCAUUCCCCUGAUCAUCUCGUCUACGAUGACCGGCCUACCGAACUGUGGGGAAGCUUGUUGUGCCUUCAUAGGCUUUCUGAAUCUUUUUAGCCUGUUACAGUCAAUGUUAUCCUGUGCCCUCAUUGCCUUUAACCGGUAUGUGCACGUUGUGCUCUCACUAGCCACUUACAAGCGCUUAUUCGGUCCUGUCAAGGCAUUCCUCUGGGUGGUUGGGUCAUGGUUGACCGGCACUCUGAUCAUGUUUCCGGCUGUGACAGGUAUAUAUGGCAGUUUGGGAUGGGACGCGCAUGUACAAAUGUGUCAGUUAUCGCACGAAGACCCGGCAAGUGUACUGUUUUUCCAAAAUGUCGUCCUGUCCCUGUACUGGGUUGUAGCGUUCGCCAUAUCUGCGUUCUACGCCCGAAUCUACCUGCACGUGCGGAAGAGUACCAUGGCCAUCGGCCAGCAUCUCGGCCACAGCCCCCAGCAAGUGUCCCUGCAGGCGGUGAAGCGUACAAAACACAUGUUCUACAUCUUCUUCGCUUUUCUCACGUUGACCUGUCCGGUUGUUGUUGUGAAUUACGCAGAUUUCUUUGCUACCUUUCUCCCAAAAGCUGUCUUCUUCAUCAGCUUUGCCAUGUUUUACUGCAACACCGCAGUCAAUCCCAUCAUUUACACCUGGACCCUGAAAGAGUUUCGGCAAGGGUUCAAGUCCAUGGUUCACUGCAGACGACAUAUUGUCCCUACCCCUCAAGCAGCCCAACCUGGUGUUCAGAGACCCGUCAGAGUAAUAAAUGUCUUGUCACGAUCGGGGGUCCCCAACCACGUGGUCCCGUCAGAACCAUCCUCUGAUACGUCAGUGUUAAACACGUAAGAAAACAUCGUGCAAGGUGAUGAUCACAGACCCAUCCAUAACACACAAAAAAAUCAGGAAAUCAAAUUAAGAUCGGAUGCUAGGUACCUCUCCUAAACUUAUCUUUUGAAUCGUGUCAUAACAUCGAAUACGAAUUACCCCUGUGCACUUGUCAAAAGCAAA